Messenger RNA from Pestalotiopsis fici W106-1, 1635 nucleotides. Its product is annotated as Protein phosphatase PP2A regulatory subunit B. Bases 1 to 1635 code for a protein of 544 amino acids. The record is from RefSeq and is a predicted model, not a curated record. NCBI's taxonomy places the organism in Eukaryota, Fungi, Ascomycota, Sordariomycetes, Amphisphaeriales, Sporocadaceae. Gene Ontology annotation, cellular component: cytosol; protein phosphatase type 2A complex. Gene Ontology annotation, molecular function: protein phosphatase regulator activity; protein binding. Gene Ontology annotation, biological process: peptidyl-serine dephosphorylation. The transcript is spliced from 6 exons.
AUGGUGGAUGUAGACUCGAACUCUCCCACGUGGAAGUUCACCCAGUGUUUUGGUGACAAGGGCGAUGUGGAGGACAUCACAGAAGCGGACAUUAUCUCGACUGUGGAAUUUGACCACACGGGUAAUUACCUCGCCACCGGAGACAAGGGCGGUCGUGUCGUGCUAUUUGAGAGAAAUGAGACGAAAAAAACUUGCGAAUACAAGUUCCACACCGAGUUCCAAUCGCACGAGCCAGAGUUCGACUAUCUAAAGUCACUGGAAAUCGAGGAGAAGAUCAACAAGAUCAAAUGGUGCCGUCGGCAGAAUGCUUCACAUUAUCUGCUGUCCACAAAUGACAAGACGAUCAAGCUGUGGAAGGUAUUCGAAAAGUCGCUCAAGGUUGUGGCGGAGAACAAUUUGUCUCAUGAUCUGACGCCUGGAAACGCGAUGGGAGUCGGGGGAGGUGCACCAAGGGUCAGCCCCAAUGCAUCCCAUUUCAAGUCUCCCAUUGACUUGAAGCUCCCUCGUCUGACACACCACGAUACCGUCGUGGCAGCCGUUCCUCGGCGCACGUAUGCCAAUGCCCACGCCUACCAUAUCAACAGCAUCUCGGUGAACAGCGACGGCGAGACCUUCAUCAGCAGUGAUGAUCUGAGGAUCAACCUGUGGAACUUGAACAUCCAGGAUCAGAGCUUCAACAUUGUGGACAUCAAACCGGCAAAUAUGGAGGAGCUGACCGAGGUCAUCACGGCAGCAGAGUUUCACCCAAUGAGUUGCAACUGGUUCAUGUACGCCAGCUCCAAAGGCACAAUCAAGCUCGCAGACAUGCGCGAAAGCGCCCUUUGCGAUCAACACGCCAAAAUGUUCGAGCAAGAGGAGGAUCCUUCGUCAAGGUCCUUCUUCUCCGAGAUCAUAUCGUCGAUUUCCGACGUCCGCUUUUCUCACGAUGGCCGGUAUAUCCUGUCACGCGACUAUCUGACGGUCAAGAUCUGGGACGUCAAUAUGGAGCGCCAGCCAGUCAAAACCAUUCCCAUCCACGAGCAUCUUAGGCCUAGGCUUUGUGACACAUAUGAGAACGAUAGUAUCUUCGACAAAUUUGAAGUCGUCUUCUCUGGAGAUGCCAAGAACGUGAUGACGGGUAGUUACAACAACAACUUCAUGAUCUACCCGUCGGACCCCGAAAAGGAGACGGAAGUCGUGCUGCAAGCCGACAAGUCCGCAUUCAAGGCAAAGAAGGUAGGCGUGGCAACACCGAUCAACUCGUCAGGCAAUCCUGCAACAAACGGCGGCAAGAAGGGCGGAUCCCGUGCUGGCAGCCCCGCCGGAGCUGGUCAAGGGCAGCGGAUGCGUAAGGAGACGGACGCCGACCAGAUCGAUUUUAACAAGAAGAUACUGCACAUGAGCUGGCACCCUUACGAGGACAGCAUCGCCAUUGCUGCUACAAACAACAUGGUAGCUCUUUGUCUUUUCGGCACUGUAGAGGUCAGCAGGACUAUCAACAUAUUGCCGCUUUCUCCGAUGACUUCUGAAGUGGAAGCCUGCCAGGGGACUGGACUACUGGGGAAAGGGGAAAGUGACUCUGGGUCUGAGGCCUACGAUCAGGAGUCCUGCUGUGGUGUCAAUGGGGGCCUCCUGAAGCGUGCUUGGAAGAACUGA